UCGUCUGUGCCUAACAGCGGCAGCCUUCACUCCACUGUCAAACUCUGGCUCCAUUGAAGCAACUGCGCAUCACACCACAGACUGCGCAUGCGCCUGCCGAUGUAAACAGUAGUUGGUUAGUUAGUUACACUAUGAAGGGGGAGGAGCAUCGCUGAGAAAUGGUCGUGCACUGUGUCAAACAUCCUGUUUCCCAGGAAGAGCCUUUUCAUCAGGUGCCAGAGAGGAGCUCAUGAUUCACUUUGGUGCACAUCAUAGCUGCGUCUGAAUGACAGAUUUGUCCGGUUAAACUUUCUUAGUUCUCACUUCAACGCACGGACAUUUCACCAAACGGGAAGAAAAACACGGCUGACAAGCUGGUGUGUCUUGAGACAGUGAGUCAUCUGUCAGCAGAGACUGUUCGCUCCAACCAGCUGCCUCAUAACACUGCGAUCAAAAAACCAGAGCAGACGUGGCUGAUAAGUUGUUCACAUCUACUCAAACACUUUCCCCUUUACUUUGACCAACCGAUCUACCGUGUCCACUGCAGUCCCCUGCUGACCUGAGUGGGGCCAGUUCUAGGAGUUGUGGGAAGUGAAGUCUUGUCUCACUAUGUUGUCUCCCUUCCAAGGAAAGCUUGUGCGGAAUGGAGAGGAUAAGAAAGCAGUGAUCUGUGUUGAGGGCAACAUCGCCAGUGGGAAGACAACAUGUCUGGAGUAUUUCAGCAAGACCAGCAAUAUAGAGGUCCUUACAGAACCAGUCGCUAAAUGGAGGAAUGUCCGUGGACACAAUCCUCUGGCUCUGAUGUACCAGGAUCCUGAGCGCUGGGGCAUCACCCUGCAGACCUACAUUCAACUUACCAUGUUGGAUCGUCACUUGUCAUCCAUAGCGGCUCCUGUCAGGAUGAUGGAGCGUUCCCUCUUCAGUGCCAAGUACAUCUUUGUGGAGAAUCUCUUCAGAAGUGGGAAGAUGCCAGAGGUGGACUAUGCUGUUCUCAGCGAGUGGUUUGAUUGGAUCACAACUAACAUUUCCAUUCCUGUUGAUCUGAUUGUCUACCUGCAGACGUCUCCUGAGACCUGCCACGAGAGGUUGAAGCAGAGAUGCAGAGAGGAGGAAAAAGUCAUUCCACUGGAAUAUCUGGAGUCUAUCCACCAGCUAUAUGAAGACUGGCUCAUCAAGGGGACCUCCUCCCUUCUUACUGCUCCUGUUUUAGUGAUCCCUGCUGACCACGAUCUCCAGAAGAUGCUGCAACAGUAUGAAGAAAAUCGUGACAAGAUCCUCUCUGCUAGUUGCAUCUGAUUCCCAAUCAUACAAUUAUACAGACUAAACCAUAGUUACAGCUCUGAUCUGUUACAUUUAUUUAGGUUUUCACAACAAUAGCAUCUUAUUUAAGAAUCAGAUUUUCAACUAUCAGCUAUGUAAAACCUUCUCUCCAGUCUCCACAACAUUCAAACCUUUUUGUUGUGGCUGAUGGGUGUGUACUGUAGGAGACAAUUUGUUCUCACUAACAGGUUGGAGAAGCUUCAUAAACGGAACUAACUUCAGUGCAAGGGAAACAUUCCACUGAAUAUCAGUAUGUGAAUAAAACAUUCCGUGUUGUGUCCAGGAAUACACAUUUAUUAAUAUAUAUAUUAAUAGUAAAAAGUAAAAUCUGCAAUCACAAGUUUGAUUGUAUAUGUGUUUUGCUCUUUUAUGUAGGACUUAAUGAAGGACAUAAUGAGUUGCCACUGUUUGUAAAAACAAAGUGACAACUCAUAUAUUCUGUUUGUAUUCAAUUCUAAAUUGAAUUAAAGUUAAAAAAAAUAAAUAAUAUAAUUGGUAAAUGAAACAAUGAAAUCUUAGCUAUUUAUAUAGCUCCCUGGAUCAACCUUGUUAUGGUUACUGUUGAUUGACUUAAAAGUUUAGUCAACAAUUAAAGUUCUAUGUGAUGGCUGCACUUAAUCUUUCGUUCACCUGUUUAAUUUGCUUGGUUUAGGUUASAWUAYACACACACACACACACACCACACACACACACACACACUGGACCCAUUGAUUUCGGUUUCAUACAACAUACUUCAUCAAUGUAUUUCUUUUUUUGGUAAGAAUUUAUCAGGUUUUCUUGAGUUACCAGUUCCUGAGCGUUGCUGCUGCUGGAGUCUACUGGCUGACCAUCAAAAGGAGAAUAGUUAAUAUUAGAUGACAUUAUGCUGGCAUGUUCAUGUCUCAGUCAGAAGGUCAGUUUGUGCUGUUAACUUGUCUUCAGUUUUAUUUUUGCCUUUUUGUUAAUAAAGACAAAAACUUUUUUUUUAACUA
Paralichthys olivaceus (Japanese flounder) is the source of this 2270-nucleotide messenger RNA. Lineage: Eukaryota; Metazoa; Chordata; Actinopteri; Pleuronectiformes; Paralichthyidae. The record is from RefSeq and is a predicted model, not a curated record.